Messenger RNA from Helobdella robusta, 1252 nucleotides. RefSeq lists its product as hypothetical. The coding region runs from base 54 to 1109 and encodes 351 amino acids. Gene Ontology annotation, biological process: negative regulation of stress-activated MAPK cascade; protein dephosphorylation. The record is from RefSeq and is a predicted model, not a curated record. Gene Ontology annotation, cellular component: nucleus; cytosol. Gene Ontology annotation, molecular function: cation binding; protein serine/threonine phosphatase activity. NCBI's taxonomy places the organism in Eukaryota, Metazoa, Annelida, Clitellata, Rhynchobdellida, Glossiphoniidae. The transcript has 3 exons.
CGUCUUUAUUAUCUAAAAAGUGAAGAUUGCGAAGUUCUCACGAAACUAAAAGUAUGGGUGCAUUUUUAGACAAACCAAAAACAGAGAAACACACUGAGAAAGGAACAGGGAAUGGCCUGAAAUAUGGUGUCAGUAGUAUGCAGGGAUGGAGAGUGGAAAUGGAAGAUGCCCACUGCGCUACCAUUGGCUUACCUCUCAGUCAACUCAAUGAUUGGAGUUUCUUUGCCGUUUUCGAUGGACACGCUGGUGCUAAAGUUUCUGAGUACUGUGCCAAGAGAUUAUUAGAAGUUAUAGUUGAGAGUAAUGAAUUUAAAUCAGAAAUAAACGACCAAAGUACUUUAACUCCAGAAACAGUCAUCAAUGGCAUAAAAAGUGGCUUUCUUAAAUUAGAUGAUGAAAUUCGAGAAAAUAAUGGUGAGGACAAAAGUGGUUCUACGGCAGUCUGUUCACUAAUUUCACCAAAACAUGUAUUUGUGGCGAACUGCGGUGACUCGAGAAUGGUCCUCUCCCGAGCUGGUAAAUGUGUUUUCAAUACAUUAGAUCACAAACCAAUCAACCCACAAGAAAGAGAAAGAAUACAAAAUGCAGGAGGCAGUGUCAUGAUACAAAGGGUCAAUGGUUCUCUAGCAGUUUCAAGGGCUCUUGGUGAUUUUGACUACAAAAACGUUGAAGGUAAAGGUCAGUGCGAGCAGUUGGUAUCUCCAGAGCCGGAGAUAUCCUCACUAGACAGAACGGAUGAGGACGAGUUCCUAAUUUUGGCAUGUGAUGGGAUUUGGGAUGUCAUGAGCAAUGACGAGUUGUGCGAUUUCGUGAGGUCUCGCAUGAGGAUUACUGAUGACCUUGAAGCCAUCUGCAGCUGUGUCGUGGACACUUGCCUCUCAAAAGGUAGCCGAGACAACAUGAGCAUCGUAAUUGUGGCAUUCGCUGGCUGGCCGUGCUUAUCGCAACAGGCACUGGACAGGGAGGCCGAACUGGACGAGCUUCUCGAGAGAAAGAUUCAAGGUGCUCGAGAUUUCGACUUUAAAGAUGUUCUUGAGGAUAAUUUUGAUGAUGAUGUUGAUAAUAAUGAAGAUGGUGAUGGUGAUGGUGCUAUCAAUAUAAAGUUUUGACUCGUUGGGUGAUUUGUUAUCAGUUAAUUUUUUUAAAAUGUUCAUUACAAUGUAACCAACCGAAACUUUAAAAAGAAAUAAUUUAUUGCUUCAUUCCAUUGUUUUUUGGUUUGACUUCAUCUUAAUUUAAUGUUAUGUUAUUG